CACGACAGCAGAGGGGCUGAGUUAACUCCACCAGACUACCACAAGACACUCCUACCGACACUAAUUUAUAGCUAGGAUGCACGCAUACAUCCUACAUUUACAACGGAAACAGCCAUCAUAUUAAUGAAACUAGUCUAUCUGCAGUACUGAUAGAUCUUUUCCCAGACAGAUGCUGAGAAUUUGGACCCUCCUUGCAACUGCUAUUUGUGCAGUGCCAGUCUCUGCAAUAUCUCAGAGGCUUAUAAUCCAUGGCAAUCAGUUGACUCUGGAUCUUCCUGAGAGGACAAAGAGGUUGGAGUUUGUUAGUGCUGAUGAGAUUGAAGCAUAUACUAUCUGGGAACACAAAACCUUUUCUUUCCUGCCAAGUAAACCCAGUAAAGGCGAAGUGAGCAGCUCAAAUAAGGACUGGAAGUUCAGAAUCAGACAUGUUACGUUUGACGAUGAGGGAAGCUACACCUUGUACAAUUACUUUGAUUCAACCAUCUCCAGUUAUAUAGUGAAGGUCAAGACCAGCAGAGAGAUCAUUGAUCGUAUCGCAGGUGAAACUCUGAGCAUAUCUCUGGCAGGACUCAAGCAGAGUGAUGCCACACUGCACUUUCACAGCAAUUAUUCAUCUCUCCUCCUGGUGGAGAAUGGAGUUCCUGUGGGACGGGACCACCCAGACUACUUAAACCGACUUAAAGUGAACCGCGAAACCAUUCAGAUUCUCAAUGUAAAUGUAUCAGAUUUAGGAAGAUAUGAGCUUACUGAUCUCAAAGGAAGACUUGUCUCAAACAAUACAAUGAUACUAGUGGAUCAACAUGACUAUGCCCCUAAUAAAGGUCUAAUAGCUCUACUGCUGCUUGGGAUUCCUGGAGGAAUCUGCUUCUGCUGCAGAAAGAGAAUCUGCAAAAGGUGCCGGACAUCGAAAUCAUACACACAAACAAGGCAGUUCAACACCGAACCAGUGUCUAUACCUUGCAGCAACAUUGUGACUGUUCCUGAAGGUCCUGGAGACCCUGGCCAGGGCUACAACGCUGGUUAUCCACCUCAUCCAGAUCAAGGUCAGAUUCAUUAUCCUUAUCCACCAGAGUCGGGUGGACACCCUGCUGUUCCUCCUAACCCUGGCUUUUAUCCUGAGUAUGUGCCUCAAAACCCUGUCUAUCCUGCUGACUUUGGACCUGGACAUCCCCCUGCUCAGCCGCCUCCGUGGAAUGCUCCUCCGCCCCAGUAUAACCCUUCUGCACCUAUGAACUAUACACCAGCAAUGAACAGUGCUCCUCCUGGACCCGAACCCACAGGGAUGAAUAUGAAUUUAUUGCCACCAACUGCACCUCUGCUCACACCUCAGCCUGAGUUGCAGCCGUCUGUCAUGAGCAGCAUUCCCACGGAUAUCCUUAACUCCAGUGACUCUGGUGUCCAGUUUGACAUUAACAAAGGAAAGUCUUCUGGCAACAACUUCCUGUAGUUGCUCCAAAAUCCUGAAUAACCACUGUAAGGGAUAUAGAAGCAAACACUUAGCUGUUCAUUAGACUCAUACAAAAUUCAAGCCAUAAAAAGAAAAAGAAAAGUAUUUGGUCUGAGAACUAAUAGGACCUUAAUUAAAACUACUACUUCAAUAUUUUAUGAUGAGACAUUUCAGGAACACAGUCUGGCUUAAGUUAAAUAGAAGGAUGUUACAAUAAUAAUUAUUAUUUAUAUAUAUAUAUAUAUAUAUAUAUAUAUAUGUGACCCUGGACUACAAAACCUGUCUUAAGUCACUGGGGUAUAUUUUUAGCAAUAGCCAAAAAUCGUUGUUUGGGUCAAAAUUAUCUAUUUUUAUUUUAUGCCUAAAAUCAUUAGCAUAUUAAGUAAAGAUCAUGUUCCAUGUAGAUAUUUAUUAUCGUAAAUAUAUAAAAACUCUUUUGAUUAGUAAUAUACAUUAUAUACAAGAAUUCAUUUGGAGAACUUUAAAGGCGAUUUUCUCUAUUUAGUAUUUUUUUGCACCCUCUGAUUCCAGAUAAUCAAAUAGUUGUAUCUUGAACAAAUAUUGUCCUAUCCUAAUAAACCAUACGUCAAUGGAAAGCUUAUUUAUUUAGAAAAAUUGACACUUAAGCUUUGUGGUCAAGGGUCACAUAUUAACUACUGUACCUCAAAUCCCUGUUAACCCUCUUUUCCAAUGAAAAAAAAGCUUAUUUUUUCUUAUGUCUAAAUGUUACUCUCUUGCUGCUCUUUAGUAGCAGUAAAAAAAAAAGCUGUUGAAUCAUACAAAUGAAAAUAUAUUCCAUAAAUGUGACACUGACACACAAAUGUUUGGACAUACAUGUGUGUUGGGUGUGUGUGAACCACUCCACAAUGAUACAAAUCCACCUGCUCUUUAGUUUUUAAUCCCCAUUAAACCAAAUCAGUCUCACUAGGCCUGUCCUAUUGAUUCUCUACGCUAAAUGACAUCACAUUACUUUAACCCCACCCUGUUUUGGCGGUUGUACGCUCUCCUCCAUUUUUUGCAUGUUUGAGCAUGUAUAAUAUCAACAAUAUCUGGUAAAGCAAUCUGGUUGUUUUGUAUUUAAGUGUUAGACUGAACAUAAAAGUCCUCAUUUUCUCCCAACAUCUGAGUUGCUGAGGACGCAGCGGACUACUUCUAUUUUUGAAGGUAAUGUGCAUUAAAAUCUAGCUAAAA
This is a messenger RNA of Carassius gibelio (silver crucian carp), 2638 nucleotides long. RefSeq lists its product as uncharacterized. The record is from RefSeq and is a predicted model, not a curated record. The coding region runs from base 170 to 1447 and encodes 425 amino acids. The transcript has 9 exons. Lineage: Eukaryota; Metazoa; Chordata; Actinopteri; Cypriniformes; Cyprinidae.